Microplitis mediator is the source of this 5289-nucleotide messenger RNA. RefSeq lists its product as uncharacterized. Bases 337 to 3891 code for a protein of 1184 amino acids. Gene Ontology annotation, biological process: regulation of gene expression. The record is from RefSeq and is a predicted model, not a curated record. NCBI's taxonomy places the organism in Eukaryota, Metazoa, Arthropoda, Insecta, Hymenoptera, Braconidae. Gene Ontology annotation, cellular component: nucleus. The transcript is spliced from 9 exons.
AUCUUGGCAGUUUUUUCGACGAUGGAGGUAAAGGAGGAUGUGUGACGUCGUCGAGUCUCAAAUAAACAUAAAAUAUAUAUGUGAUAAUAUUGUUAUUUGUAACAAUAAAUAUUAGAAGAUAGUGUCCAAGUGUGAUAUUUAACAAUAAACACAAUCAAUAAUCUAGUCUGGGAAAACAUAAAAACCACAACCCCGCCAUCGGGGUUACAGUGCCAGUUAAUUUUUAUUGGUUAUGGGACGUUGAGGGAGCUCUACUCCAGAGUGCGGAAUUCGUUGUGCGCCAUUUUGAAAAAUUUCCUUUUACUAUUAUUUCUGUAGGACAUUUGAAGUGGUUCCAUGGAAGGUACGCUGGAAGAACCAGUGGUCAAGGACCCGUCUUGUGACGAUGAUGUAGCUAAAGAUGGAGUUGUUCAAAAUGGUAUUAAUGGCAACUAUGAUGACAAUGAGAAGCAUGACGACAUUGACGACAUGACAUCAAACAAAAUGGAUGCUGAUACGGCGGUAAAUGAUGAUGAUGAUGAUGAUGAUGGUGAUGGUGGCGGUGAUGGUGGUGGUGGUGGUGUAGUUGAGGAUGAGGAAGAAGAAGACGAGCCGGAUAAUGAUAAUAUUAAUGACAGUGGUAACAAAGAUACCGAUUCACAUGGCGAGGUUGAGCCGGAGGUCGGGGAAGAAGAAAUUGUUGAUCAGGAUCAAGAAGAAGAGGAGGAGGAGGAAGAGGAAGAAGCUGCUGGUCAAAAGAGUGGUGAAAGUGAAGUGAAUGAAGAUAAUCAGGAUGAUAAUGGGGAUGAUAAUGUAGACGAUAAUGGAGAUGAUAAUGGUGACGAUAAUCAGGAUGAGGAGAAAGAGUACGAAGCUAUGGAUGUUGACGCGCAGGAUAACUCGGACGUCGAGUGUCUUGAUGAAGAAGUUGCUAUGGAGAAUCACAUGGAAGUUGACGUUGAUCUUGAUGCCGAAGCUGAUGUUGACGGCGUUGAUGCUGAAAAACAGGCUGACGAUCAGGAUGAUCAUAUACAAGACAGUGAUGGUAUUCAGGAGAUUGAUAACGUUCAGAUUCUCGAUGACGAGAACGAGGACGACGACGAUGUCAGAGCCGUUUCUGAGAGCAGCGACGUUCAGCAACUUAAUGACAGUAUUGUUUCUGUUUCAAGCACUGGAUCAGAUUUAAAAAUUUGCGAGGAGAACGGCAGCAUCGGUAGUCCGGACAUCGAGGAAAUAAUAGACACCAGCAAAAGCAACGGUCCGAGUAAAAAUAAUUUGGAACGGACGCCGGUAAAGGAAUCAAAACCUAAAAAGUCACGUAAACAAAUUGAUUUGAGUAACAUCACACCGCGGCGCAGUUCACGCAAUAUAAAACGCACUAGUUAUAUCGAAAAAGAACCGGAGGAAGAGGUUGAGGUUGACGGGUCAUCGGAUAUCGAAGAAAUAAAACCCGAGGAUCCGUUGGCGUGUCUCGACAGUAGUGUUAGUAUUGGUAUAAGUAGUAGUAGUGGUGGUAGUAGUAGUAAUAAUAAUCAUAAUAAAGAUAAAGAAAAUUCAAAACUGAAGUCGCCUAUUAAAACAAGUAAAACGACGAUCGUUGUCAAUGACACAAAACGUCUUGUUGAAAUAGCCGCUGGCAGCAAAUCGUCAAAGGGUGGCGGCAAAAAAGAACCAACGUUGGUUAUCAUCGAUACUAAUUCAAUAUUAUCGGGACGUGGUGGUGUGCCCAUUGGUAGCAGUACCAGCAGUGGAGGUAAUUCAUCCCACAGUAAAUCAUCUCAUCAUCAUCAUCAUCACUCAUUAAAUACCUCUGGUUUCUCUGUAUUGCCGGUUAAUUUGAGCGGUACACAGACAAUGUAUCCCAACAUGCGUACCACAAUAACUCCUGUUCCCAUGACAUCUAAAAACACUGGACAUCCCAAAAUACCCAGCAGUAUAACGGCCGUACCGACGACAGUUACCUCUGGAUCGGGAUCUGGCUCUGGAUCAUCUGGCUCACAAAUAUUACCGACACUUACUGACGAUAUGUUUGUUGUGGAGGCCCCGUCCUUUAUUGUACCCUACGUUUAUGAGAAACCGCCGAUAAAACCGCUCAAAGAAUUCGUCACGAAACUGGAAAAGUGCAUCGAGGAAGUAGAGCGGGAUGAAAAAGCAGCAAAAGCCGCGGCAAAGAAAGAGGGUAAAAAAUCAGACAGAAAUCGAGAUUCAUCAUCUGAGUCGGGUAAAUACGAUGACAGCGACGACGGAGGUAGUGUUAAGAGCUUAUCCAGCAGAAAAGAUAAUCCGAGUGCAAGUGCGAGUGGAAGUGCUAAUGACUCGAUAGAUCUUACGGAUAUUAAACCAUUUGAUGAUAAAAAUAAAAUGUUAACAUACUUUGAUUUACCUCUUGGUAAAUUUUUUAUGCAAAUUGGGGUAAAUCUUGUACAAGAAUUCGUUCAAACAGAUUUAUUACGCACGCAAAAACGUAAACAGGGUAAAGGUAGCACAUCUGCAGAAACACAAAUGGCAAUAAAUUCAUUGAUUAAAAAUUUAGAAUUUAGUAAAGAAAAUAAUGAACCAUUCCACUUAGAUAUGAAAAAGUGUGAGUUUUGUAAUUUUAAAACAGAGUCGGCAUUAGUUAUGCAACAUCACUUGGAGACACCUCAUAUGCGCAAUUACGUGUAUAAAUGCAAUUUUUGUCCACUGGAAGUGCGUAGUCCGCAUGACAUUCUCUUCCACAUGGAAGCCGAGCACAACACACGUGGAAGACUAGAACGCGGACCGGCAUUCCAUCAGUGUCCAAACUGCCCCUUCGAGGACAACCAAAAGGGCAAACUCACGCGGCAUAUCCUCGCCUGUGCAAAGAAGUUCAGGCCCGAGCGCAACCUCGAGCCCUCAACAGAUUGGGAGCCACCGGCAAAGAUACCCCGGCUCAAUCGCUCACGUCCUGUGGGUUCCCUCAACACAAACGCCGCCCUGGCAAUGGCCAUGGGUGCUAAAGGACAACAACCUCUGUUACCUAAAUUACUACCUGCUCCAAUCGCCGGUCGUGGACGAGGACGACCGCCCAUGCAGCCCAGAUACUCGGACCUCAAGUCGCUAAGACCUGGUAGUACAUCUGUACGACAAGACAAUGUUACUGGAAUGAUGUAUCGACCAACGUCAUCAGGACUUUUAGUACCAACUUCUUAUCAAUUCGGUAGCAACCAAGUAUUCCAGAACUCGUCAACGUGUGUUAAAAAUCCGGCGGCAAAAUUGUUGAGUCAGCCGAGCAUAUCGAUAACACCAUUGCCACGUAGCACACAAGCCCCCAUUUCAAGCUCUGGGUCACCGUCAAAACCUGGAAAAAGCACAUUUGUCAUUUGCGAAAUUUGUGACGGUUAUAUCAAGGACUUGGAACAACUGCGUAAUCAUAUGCAAUGGAUUCAUAAAGUUAAAAUACAUCCAAAGAUGAUUUACAAUCGACCGCCAUUGAACUGCCAAAAAUGUCAAUUUAGAUUCUUUACGGAUCAAGGAUUAGAAAGACAUUUACUUGGAUCUCAUGGACUUGUUACAUCAAGUAUGCAAGAAGCUGCCAAUAAGGGAAAAGAUGCCGGGCGUUGUCCAGCAUGUGGCCGAGUUUAUCAAUGGAAGCUACUCAAUCAUGUGGCACGAGACCACGGCAUGACGUUAAAGCCCGCACAUUUAUCGUACAAAUGUACAGUAUGCACUGCGACAUUUGGAAUGUACAAGCAGUUCGAGAAUCACGUAUACUCAGCCCACAGUGUUGUCGCAAAGCGCGUUAUGGACAAAAAAAACGCUCCUUCAACGCCAUCAUCAAGAUCAAACGACUCUCUGCUUAAGCCAUUGAAAAUAAAUGACGAAAUAACAAUAAUACCACAGCCAGCAAAGACAACAAGAUCGAGUAGUUCUUCACAGGGACGAAGCAAAUAACAAUAGUCAACCAACGUGAUAUGUGUACUUUGAUUUUUAUCUUUUUUUCUUAACUUUCGAGAUAUAUAUUUCGCGUAAGUUUUUAAUGAUACUCUCAUUACUUUAUAUAAAUAAAUCUAUAUAUAUAAAUAAAUAAAAUAAAAUAAAAUAAUGAAAACAGAUGAGGAAAAAAUAAAUCCAAUACCGAACAAGACGGACAAAAUAACAAAUCGUAAUGCGCGUGCAUUGAACAAGUUUUUAAAUAAUUUUACAAGAGAGUUAUCCACUUGCGAAAGCUAAUUAAUUAAUUACUAUGAAUUUUAAUUAAUUGAUUAAUUAAUUAACAGACAUAUAUUAGUUGACUGCGUAAUUAUUCCAUCGAGUAUACCGAUCUAUUUAUUUAAGAAUUUUUAUUAUUGUUAUCGGACAUGCAUAAAAUAAUAUUAAUUAUAAUUAUAAUAAUAAUAAUAAUAAUAAUAAUAAUAUUAAUAAUAAUUAUAAACAAUAAAUAAAAUAGACUGUAAAAAAAUAAACAUUAAAUGGGUGGCCUUCAGUAAUAACUUUUUGGUUAGUCCUGAAGACGCGUAUUUCCCAGAUUGCCUACGAUUGUAGUUUAAAACAAAAUAAAAAAUUAAAAAAAAAAACAUGAAAAAAAAAAAAGAAAUUAAUAAUAAUAAUUAAAUUAUAACGAUUAGAUUUCGAUAACAAUCACACACACACAGUAUAUUUGUGUUUAAUGUCGUGUAUAUUUACGCUGAAAAAAUAAUUAUAGUAUAGUCCUUUAUAUAUAUAAAUAAAUAUAUAAAUAUAUUUUAUGAGAAAGAGAUUGGCUGACGUAUGCGUUUGUGCUUCUGCCCGUGAUCUCUGAAAAUAAAAAAAAAAAAAAGUAACUUGAUUUAAAGUAAAAUCAUUGAUUUAUUAACGUUUUCCCCUGUGGGAAAUAAAAAACUGGAUAGAUUUUCUCAUCUUUCUUUUUAAAAAUUGAAUAAAUAUUAUGAUAUAAUGAAUUUGUUUUUAUUUCUGUUUUUAAAAUAGAACCGCUGGUCAAGACAGCGAACUAAAAUAAAUUAUUAAAUUUUUUUUAGACGUGUGUUAAGUAAUUUAUAUAUGGUAUAAACGGUUGUCGUUAUCAUUACUAUCAUUACCAUAAAUUCAUCAUCAUGGUUAUCAUCAUCACUAUCACUAUCAUUGUCACUGUCAUUGUCAUUGUCAUAAUUUAUCAGCAGUCGUAUUCAUUUAAUGGGAUAAUUGGACAAACUGUACAUUGUAUCUGUCUAUAAGAUGGACGAAUAUUAAUUAAUUAAUAAAUAUAUAAAUAACAGUCCACGAUGCAUUGUAAUAAUAUAUAACUAAUAAGACAACUAUUAUUUUUGCCGACAGAAUAUUUUUAUUUAAAAAAAAAAAAAAAGUAAAAAAUAA